AUGAGCACCCAAAGUCCGUUAAAAAAGAUCAUAAAAGAGCUGGUGGCAGGAAAGGAUAAGCUUCUGCUGGAAACAGAGAAAGAUCCACAAAACGGCAAUGUGAAGCUGGAGGAAGACGGCGAUCAUGCGCUCCUUUCAGAUCCAGAGGAUUACUUGGAGGAGAAUGAAUCUUUAGACAUGAACUUGACCCGUGGCAACCAAAAGGUAUGGCUCGUGAAGUUACCUCGGUACUUGGCGGAGAGGUGGACAAAUCCUGCCAAUUUGAACGGGCAGCAGUUGGGCCAAGUGAAAAUUAGACAGAACAACAAGCCCGUCAACGGCAAAAAGAAGCUAGAAGUUAAGCUUGUAUUAAACGACUCUCCUGAAACAGAAGAUAUCCCCCACGAAUACGACUUGUCCAUUCUUAACACCCAAGUUCACAACUCAUAUGUGUUUAGCGAAGAAAACUUGAAAAGAUUUAAACAGGAGGUGACAGAAAUAGGCGAUAUGCCCGACCAACCCGAAUUACCCGAAUUAGACAAGAACGAGUCUCCUAGAAGACCGAACAAGUUCUUCCGUGUGCAGAAAAACGGCCCCGAUGGCGAAAAGAAGUACAUUCCAUUCGUUAAAACCAUCCCAAAGAAAACCAAUUUGGUCGGCAAAAUCGUCCACGACUGCCAAAUCGUGCCCCUGAAGAACGAUUCGAGAUACGCACAGAUGUUGUUGAAGCGCCAGAAUAUGCCAUUGACGCAAGAACGACCUAAGGUGACGUUUUUGAAUGAGAUUCCGGGAGUGGUACAGUCUCAAGCAGGCCCCUCUCUUACAGGUAAGAGCACGUCACUUUUCCUCAAGUCAACAACUGGCCCAAAGAGCAAGACAGAGGGUCGUGCUAUCAGAAUGCCCAAGAAAGAUUUAUUGGAUUUGCUUUUCAGGCUUUUCGAGGAGUAUGAAUAUUGGUCUAUGAAAGGGUUGAAGGAACGAACCAGACAACCAGAAACAUACUUGAAGGAAUCAUUAGAGUCAAUUGCGAACCUUAACAAAAAGGGUCCUUACACGUCCAAGUAUAACUUGAAGCCAGAAUAUAAAAGAUUGAGAGACGCAGAAAGAGCCGCUCGUCUCGGAGCAGUGGUUGGGGAUGAUGGUAAUGACGAAGACAAUAAAGAUGAAGAUGACGACAUUGAAAUGGAGGAUGUCAUUUGA
Molecule: messenger RNA, 1179 nt
Organism: Clavispora lusitaniae ATCC 42720
Lineage: Eukaryota; Fungi; Ascomycota; Pichiomycetes; Serinales; Metschnikowiaceae
Product: transcription factor IIF subunit
Biological process (GO): transcription by RNA polymerase II; transcription initiation at RNA polymerase II promoter
Cellular component (GO): transcription factor TFIIF complex
Source: RefSeq, a predicted model, not a curated record